Molecule: messenger RNA, 11964 nt
Organism: Gopherus flavomarginatus (Mexican gopher tortoise)
Lineage: Eukaryota; Metazoa; Chordata; Testudines; Testudinidae
Gene: SORL1
Product: sortilin related receptor 1
Exons: 48
Coding region: 196-6834 (2212 amino acids)
Biological process (GO): protein targeting to lysosome; protein retention in Golgi apparatus; post-Golgi vesicle-mediated transport
Cellular component (GO): membrane; Golgi apparatus
Molecular function (GO): protein binding
Source: RefSeq, a predicted model, not a curated record
UGCAAGGGGCACCGCGCAGCACCCGGAGCAGCGCGUGCAGACCCCGGGAGCGGCUCGCGCCAGCCCGGCGGCAGCAACGCUCAGGCAGCCGCCGCUGUUGCUCCCUCCCGCCGCCCCCUUCCUAUUGCACAUUCUCUCCUGGCGGCGGCGCCCCACUUUGCAGCAGCCCCACCAGCACCCGGGAGGAGGAGGAACAUGGCGACAGGGAGCAGCUGUGGGGAGCUGAGACGACCCUGCCUGGCAGCCCUGCUGCUGCUGCUUGCAUGGAGCCCUUAUCCGGCUGCCGCCGCCGCCAGCACCCUGCUGCUGCACGGGGGGGCUGCACCCCGGCCUCAGGACCGGGGCUUCGCGCUGCUCCAAGGAGAAGCGCUGAGCCUGGGUGACAGAGGGACGGGCAAAACAAGCGAGAGGCUCCAGCCGCGGAGGAAGAGGAGCGCUGCGGAGCAGCAGCAGGAGCCCAUUAAGGUGUAUGGACAGGUCAGUCUGAAUGAUUCUCACAAUCAGAUGGUCGUUCACUGGGCAGGAGAAAAGAGCAAUGUGAUUGUGGCCUUGGCUAGAGAUAGCCUGGGGUUACUGAGACCCAAGAAAAGCAAUGUUUAUGUGUCGUAUGACUAUGGGAAGACGUUUAAAAAGAUAUCGGAGAAAUUCAGCUUCGGUGCAGGGAACACCAGUGAUGUGGCCAUCUCACAGUUCUACCACAGCCCUGCUGACAACAAAAGGUACAUCUUCGUGGAUGCCUACGCCCAGUACCUCUGGAUCACCAUGGACUUCUGCAGCAAUAUCCAGGGCUUCUCUAUUCCAUUCAGAGCCGCAGAUCUGCUGUUACACAGUAGGAUCCCUGACCUCAUUUUGGGCUUCGAUAGGUCUCAUCCUAACAAACAGCUCUGGCAAUCUGAUGACUUUGGGCAGACCUGGAUAAUGAUUCAGGAACACGUGAAAUCUUUUUCUUGGGGCAUUGACCCGUAUGAUAAACUGAAUACAGUUUACAUAGAACGACAUGAGCCUACAGGGUCCUCAACUAUAAUUCGCAGCACAGAUUUCUUUCAAACCAGGGAAAACAAAGAAAUCAUUCUGGAAGAGGUUGAAGACUUUCAGCUCAGGGACAAAUAUCUGUUUGCCACAAAGACUGUGCAUUUAUUGGGCAGCCAGCAGCAAACUUCAGUCCAGCUCUGGGUUUCCUUCAACCGCAAACCAAUGCGAGCUGCGCAGUUUGUAACGAGACAUCCAGUAAAGGAAUACUACAUUGCGGAUGCGUCUGAGGACCAGGUGUUCGUGUGUGUCAGCCACAGUAACAACCGCACCAACCUCUACAUCUCAGAAGCAGAAGGCCUGAAGUUUUCUCUGUCUUUAGAAAAUGUGCUGUACUACAGUCCUGGAGGGGCGGGCAGUGAUACGCUGGUCAGGUAUUUUGCCAACGAGCCUUUUGCAGACUUCCACCGUGUCGAGGGCGUGAGAGGAGUGUACAUCGCCACCCUGAUAAACGGCUCGUUCAGCGAAGAGAACAUGAGGUCUGUCAUCACCUUUGACAAAGGUGGAACCUGGGAAUUCCUGCAGGCUCCGGCAUAUACGGGUUAUGGAGAAAAGAUAGAUUGCGAGUUUUCAAAGGGCUGCUCUCUUCAUCUGGCCCAGCGACUGAGUCAGCUGCUUAACUUCCAGUUGCGUAGGAUGCCCAUUCUCUCCAAAGAAUCUGCUCCAGGACUGAUCAUUGCCACAGGCUCGGUUGGCAAGAACAUGGCAAGCAAAACGAACGUGUAUGUUUCAAGCAGUGCAGGAGCAAGGUGGAGAGAGGCACUGUCUGGCCCCCAUUACUACACUUGGGGUGACCAUGGUGGCAUUCUUGUCGCAAUAACGCAGGGCACAGAGACAGACCAGCUCAAGUACAGCACAAAUGAAGGGGAGACCUGGAAAACGUUCACUUUCUCAGAGAAACCGGUAUUCGUGUAUGGGCUUCUCACUGAGCCAGGGGAGAAGAGCACCGUGUUCACCAUCUUCGGCUCCUAUAAAGAGAACGGCCACAGCUGGCUGAUACUGCAGAUCAACACCACUGACGUGCUCGGCGUCCCUUGCACAGAAAACGAUUACAAACUGUGGUCACCCUCCGACGAGCGAGGUAAUGAAUGUUUACUGGGGCAUAAGACAGUUUUCAAAAGGAGAACUCCUCAUGCGACUUGCUUCAAUGGGGAAGAUUUUGAUAGACCAGUUAUGGUCUCCAACUGCUCAUGUACGAGAGAAGACUUUGAAUGUGAUUUUGGUUUUAAACUGAGUGAUGACUUAUCAUUGGAAGUUUGUGUCCCUGAUCCUGAAUUUGCUGGGAAACCAUAUUCCCCACCUGUGCCUUGUCCUGUUGGCUCGUCUUAUAGAAAAACUAGAGGCUACCGCAAGAUCUCUGGUGACACCUGUUCAGGAGGAGACAUUGAAUCGCGGCUAGAAGGGGAGCUGGUGCCCUGCCCUCUAGCAGAAGAGAAUGAGUUUAUUCUGUAUGCCACGCGCUACUCCAUCCACCGGUACGAUCUCUCUUCUGGAAUCAGCGAGGAGUUGCCUCUGACUGGAUUGCGAGGGGCAGUGGCUCUGGACUUUGAUUACGACCACAACUGUUUGUACUGGGCGGAUGUGACGCUUGACAUUAUCCAACGUCUUUGUCUAAACGGCAGCUCUGGACAGGAGAUAAUCAUUAGCACUGGCCUAGAAACAGUGGAAGCAUUGGCCUUUGAACCUCUCAGUCAGUUGCUUUAUUGGGUGAAUGCUGGUAUUCCAAAAAUUGAGGUUGCCAAUCCAGAUGGAGAUAUGCGAUUUACUGUUCUGAAUUCCUCUAUACUCGAACGACCCAGAGCCCUUGUUUUGGUGCCUAAAGAAGGGUUGAUGUUCUGGACAGACUGGGGAGACUCUAGACCUGGCAUUUACAGAAGCGAUAUGGAUGGUUCGUCGGCCAGUUGCAUUGUCUCUGAGGGAGUGAGAUGGCCAAAUGGCAUUUCUGUGGAUGAUCACUGGAUCUAUUGGACGGAAGCCUAUAUGGAUAGAAUCGAGAGGAUUGAUUUCAAUGGGAUGCAGAGAUCUGUGAUACUGGAUAGUCUUCCUCAUCCCUAUGCGAUUGCUGUAUUUAAGAAUGAAAUCUACUGGAAUGAUUGGUCGCAGCUGAGUAUUUUUAGAGCAUCUAAAUACAGUGGGUCGAGAAUGGAGAUUUUAGUUGGACGAUUAAACGGGAUCAUGGAUAUGAAAAUCUUCUACAGAGGAAAGACAACAGGGCAGAAUGCCUGCAUCACCAAGCCUUGCAGUUUGUUGUGUUUGCCCAAAUCAAACAACAGCAGAAGCUGCAAGUGUCCUGAGGGAGUCUCCAGCAGCGUGCUCCCAUCAGGGGAAGUGAAGUGUGAUUGUCCACACGGAUACGUGAUGAAGAACAACACCUGCAUCAAGGAAGAUAACACCUGUCUGCCUAACCAGUAUAGAUGCUUCAACGGGAAUUGCAUCAACAGCAUUUGGCAGUGUGACAACGAUAACGAUUGCGGAGACAUGAGUGAUGAGAAGAAUUGCCCCACAACUGUCUGUGAUAGCGAGACUCAGUUCCGCUGCCAGGGCUCAGGGACCUGCAUCCCGCUGUCCUAUAAAUGUGACCUGGAGGACGACUGUGGAGAUAACAGUGAUGAAAGCCACUGCGACGUUCACCAGUGUAGAAGUGAUGAAUUCAGCUGCAGCUCGGGAAUGUGCAUUCGUCUCUCUUGGAUGUGUGACGGCGAUAACGACUGCAGAGACUGGUCAGAUGAAGCGAACUGCACUGCAGUAUACCAUACAUGCGAAGCCUCCAGCUUCCAGUGCCACAAUGGGCAUUGCAUUCCCCAGAGGUGGGCAUGCGAUGGCGACGCCGACUGCCAGGAUGGCUCUGAUGAGGACCCUGUCAAAUGCGAAAAAAAGUGCAACGGUUUCCAGUGUCCGAAUGGAACCUGCAUCCCAAAUAGCAAGCACUGCGAUGGGCUGCAUGACUGCUCCGAUGGCUCUGACGAAGAGCACUGUGACCCUCUGUGCACGCGUUACAUGGACUUUGUGUGUAAGAACCGGCAGCAGUGCUUAUUCCACUCCAUGGUGUGUGACGGCAUUGUGCAGUGUCGAGAUGGCUCGGAUGAAGAUGCCAACUAUGCUGGGUGCUCCCAAGACCCAGAGUUUCACCGGACCUGCGACCAAUUCAACUUUCAGUGCCAGAAUGGCGUGUGCAUCAGUUUGGUGUGGAAAUGUGAUGGGAUGGAUGACUGUGGGGAUUACUCUGAUGAAGCAAACUGUGAAAACCCAACGGAAGUGCCGAACUGCUCUCGCUACUACCAGUUCCAAUGUGAGAAUGGCCACUGCAUCCCUAACCGGUGGAAAUGCGACGAAGAGAAUGACUGUGGUGAUUGGUCUGACGAGAAGGAGUGUGGGGGUUCACAGAUCCUUCCCUUUACAACAUCUGCCCCAGUGACAUGUUUACCUAACCACUUCCGUUGCAACAGCGGCGCCUGCAUCAUGAACAGUUGGGUUUGCGAUGGAUAUCAGGACUGCACAGAUGGCUCAGAUGAGGAAGCCUGCCCUACUUUAUUACCCAACGUAACUGCGACUUCCACCACCUCUCUCGGCCGGUGCAGCAGGUUUGAGUUUGAGUGUCAGCAGCUGAGGAAGUGCAUCCCUAACUGGAAGCGAUGUGAUGGCCUGAGAGACUGCCAGGAUGGCACGGAUGAAAUGAACUGUCCAACUCACAGCACACUAUCAUGCCCUAACGGUUAUAAAUGUAAAGAUGAGGAAGCCUGUAUCAUGACAACAGAACGGUGUGAUGGAUUUCUGGACUGUUCAGAUAGUAGUGACGAGAGGAACUGCACCGAUGACACAAUUGUGUACAAGGUCCAGAAUCUCCAGUGGACGGCUGAUUUCUCUGGUGAUAUCACUUUAACGUGGGCCCGACCUAAAAAAAUGUCCUCAACAUCUUGUGUGUAUAAUGUCUAUUACAGGAUGGUUGGCGAAAGCAUUUGGAAAAUGUUAGAAACUCACAGCAGCAAAACAAACAGUGUCUUAAAAGUCCUCAAGCCAGAUUGCACCUAUCAGGUGAAAGUUCAGGUCCAGUGCCUCAGCAAAGUGUACAACACCAAUGACUUUAUUACUCUGCGUACGCCGGAGGGAUUACCCGAUCCUCCCCUUCAUCUUCAGCUGUCCCUAAAGAAAGAGCUGGAAGGCGUGGUGAUCGCCCGCUGGGCUCCGCCCAUUUCUGCCCAUGGCCUGAUCCGAGAGUACAUCGUGGAAUACAGUAGAAGUGGUUCCAAGGAGUGGUCCUCACUUAGAGCCAGUAAGAACUAUACCGAGGUUGAGAACUUGCAGGUCAACAAAUUAUACACACUAAGAGUUGCUGCAGUAACUAGUCGAGGCGUAGGAAACUGGAGUGAUUCCAAAUCCAUAACCACCAUGAAAGGCAAAGCCAUCCCACCGCCUACCAUCCAUAUUGAGAGUUGCAAAGAAAAUUCCAUAAGUUUCACUCUGAAAGUGGACACUAAUAUUAAGGUGAAUCGUUAUAUCGUGAACUUCUUCUGGACCUUCGAUACCCACAGGCAAGAAAAAAGGACUUUGUUCCUAGAUGGUGAAAAGUCAGCACAAACAGUGGGUAAUUUGACAGCACACACGCCGUAUGAAAUUUCUGCAUGGGCCAAGACUGCACUGGGUGACAGCCCUCUAUCGUUUGCACAUGUUGUGACCAGUGGUACGAGACCUGCGUCGCCAAGCCUCAAAGCCAAAGCCAUCAAUCAGACUGCUGUGGAGUGUAACUGGACUGGACCGAGGAACGUCGUCUAUGGUGUUUUCUAUGCCACAUCGUUCCUGGAACUAUAUAGAAACCCUUAUAACACCACCACUGCUUUACACAACAUCACUGUGAUCGUGAACAGAGAUGAGCAGUACCUGUUUCUGGUCCGUGUGAUGUCUCCAUACCAAGGACCACCUUCCGACUACAUCGUGGUGAAGAUGAUACCGGACAAUAGACUUCCCCCUCGGCAUCUGCAUUCUGUGCUCACCAGAAAGACAUUUGCGGUCAUCAAGUGGGAGUCGCCUUACGAUUCGCCUGACCAGGAUAUGCUGUAUGCUGUCGCAGUAAAAGAUUUAAUUAAAAAAACAGAUAAAAUCUACAAGGUGAAAACCCGUAACAGCACAGUGGAAUACACCAUUAAAAAGCUGGAGCCGGGAGGAAAAUACCAUAUAAUUGUUCAGCUCGGAAACAUGAGCAAAGAAUCCAGUAUGAAAAUUACCACAGUUUCACUCUCUGCACCAGAUGCCUUAAAAAUUAUAACGGAAAAUGAUCAUAUUCUGCUUUUUUGGAAGAGUUUAGCCUUGAAAGAAAGUUAUUUUAAUGAAAGCCGGGGUUACGAGAUACACAUGUUUGACAGCACGAUGAAUAUCACAGCUUAUCUUGGGAACACCACAGAGAACUUCUUCAAAAUUUCCAACCUGAAGAUAGGCCACAAUUAUUCAUUCACAGUUCAGGCCCGAUGUCUUUAUAGCGGACAGAUGUGUGGGGAGCCUGCUACUCUUCUGUACGAUGAACUAGGAACGGGUGAAGAUGCCUCUGCGUCUAAAACUGGUAAAUCCACCGAUGUAGCUGCCAUCGUGGUCCCGAUAUUAUUCCUAUUGCUUGUGACCAUGGGAAUAGGGUUUGUUGUAUUAUACACGAGACACAGAAGACUGCAGAAUAGCUUCACUGCCUUUGCAAAUAGCCACUACAGCUCCCGCCUUGGGUCAGCCAUAUUCUCUUCUGGUGAUGAUUUAGGAGAGGACGACGACGAAGCCCCUAUGAUAACUGGAUUCUCAGAUGAUGUUCCCAUGGUCAUCGCAUGAAGCGCAUUUCUGACUGUAAACCAAAUGGUGUAAAUAUUUUAUUUGAUAAAAAUAGUUGAUGGUUUAUUUUAAAAAUGCACUUUGAGUUGCAAUACAUUAUUUUUAUAUGGGCCAAAAAAUAAUUAAAAAAAUACACUUUGUAGUAAUCAACUGUGAACUGCAGACCCAGGUUGAUUUAGAAAUGAAUUGCUUUGUUUUAACAUUAAUUUAGUCUUACAAGGCUGUGCUUGCUGGGCAUGCUUUUAAGUCUGUGAGAUGUUUUCUGUUGACUAAAUUGGCUACUCUUUUUAUUUUUCUAAGACAAUAAGAAAUUUAUUUUAAAAAAUUCAGGAGAUUAUAUAUAUAUAUAUAGAGAGAGAGAGAGAGGGAGACAAGUAAUAUAGUCCCUGAAGGUUUUACAUUUACGUUAAAAAAAAUCCUUUGGACUUUGUUUUAUAUGAAAGUAUUUUUGUUGUGUUAAUUUAUUGGGAAAUAUGCUUUAGAUCAGAUUUUCAGAGUCGUAAGACAUUGUACACGUUGUAUAGAACGUGCGCCACUUUAUCUUGCCUGGCAGUAGAUUUUUGGUAUCACAAUCACUGUUACUACAAUAAUAAUAAAAAAAAAUGUUUAAUUUUAAUUUCCGCCAUUAUUAAAAAACUGGGUCAAAAUUUUAAAACAUUAGGGCCCAAUUCAGCAAAGCACUUCAGCCAUUUCUUACCCUUAAGCAUGUACUUAAAUCCCAUUGCUUUCAUUGGGACUUAUGCUUCAGUGCUUUCCUGAAUCAGACCUGCCGGCCUAAAGUGAGAUCUACUUGAAGACUUAAAAUGUAAGUGGCUUGAUUUUCAGAAAGGGGAACCACAGCUCCCACUGGCUUCAGAGACAGAGUCAAUCAGGCCACUUUUUGAUCCUGAGUCAGUCAAAGUACUUAGGUAUGUGCCUACCAAUAUUCACAUAAAUAUUCUCCAUGGAAGUCACCACUAAUGUACAUAGAGUUACGCACAUACUUAAGUACAUUGCUGAGUUAGUGUUUAAUUUAGGUGAUUAAGGUCCAGAUUGUGCAAAUUCUUGUGCACAUGGGUAACUUUACACAUGUUAGUACCACUGACUUCCAGAGUACUAGUCCCAUGAGUGAAGUUACUUGUGUGUAACUUGUUAGAGAUCUGGCCCUUAACAUGGAUUUAGAUGAUUAACCCUAAGCCCCAAAAUUUUCAGUUCUGGUCCUUACUUUCUGCCUAACAGAACUACAGUCCAUGUAGUUCUGUGCAUCACCAGCAUUGUCCUAAAAGCUUUAGGGUUACAUACAGUAGUGGAUUUGGUAACCUUGCCCUUCGUUUGCAGCCUCAUCCUUUAGUUACAUAUGUUAUUGACAAAAAUUGGAAACUAACAGGAAAAGUGACCACUAACUGUCUUUAAAAACACAUUUCAAUACAUGCUGUCAAAUGCAAUUAGACAAACAUGUUUCCUCUACUGAACUUCUUUAAGAUGCUAAUACAUUGGUGGGCAGCUGGGGUGGAGGGUGGGGACAUGCUAGCUAAAACUAGAGAAAGUGCUUUGAUUGCAGGGUUUCCACAGUUUUAUGAAGCUAUAUUUAUCUGAAAAUCUGAAUUCAUUUGGGGUUACAAAAGGAUACUAUAUUCCUUCAUUGCUGUUUCCUAAAAGUAGCUGUGGUUUUAACUUCAAACUUCAGAAGCAACAUAUAUAUUCAGACCACUAUCUGUUAUGCACUUACUGUAGACACACCAUUGGCUACCAAGCUAAACGUUAGCAGUUAAAAACGUCUGGUACCAUUGUCUAGCUUCUUUGUAACAGUAAAGUUUGAAUCCCACCACACUGAGUCAAAACUACUUGCCAGCCAGAGAGCAAAUGAUGUGAGUGAGUGUUCACGGAUCACAUCUAUAUAUACUUGGUAUAUGCAAAGCCUAUCAACUCUACACCAGUAAAAUAUAAUGUGUCAUCUUGUUAUGAUAUAAAUAUUUUAUUUUAACCAAAAGUAUCUUUGUUGUGUAACUUGAAAAUAUAAUUGCAGUCUUCCUAUGGAUAGAGUGAGAACAGAAGGGUCAACUAUGUUUAGAUAAACAAGUGGUUCAUUUAAUUUCAAAUAAGAAAAUGUAUAAACAGUAGAAGUUCUGUAUGGUUCAAUACACUAAAGAAAUACUAAAUAUAUUUUCAGCUACUGACAGAGUGUCAUUCUCAAGUGACAAAUUGGUUCUUUUUCUUUUCUUUUUUUUCUGGGGGACCAGAAUUGAAUGGGAUUUUGUGGACACUGCUUCUUUAUUUUAAGCUUGUAGAGUUGUGACUUGCUUUUCUUACAUGGUUUGAGGGCCAGAUGCUAUUCUGAGAUACAACUUUUGAGUAACUCCAGCAAACUGUGGCGUAAAUGAAAUCACUCCUGAUUUACACUAGGGUACCCAAGAUCAAAAAUCUGACCCUGAGUGACAAAUUCCUAGAUUUAUUGAAAGAUUCCAGUACUUGAAAAGUGGGGAAACGGCCAAAAGAAAGAAAGAGACCCCAGGGAUGUGGUUAUUAUUUCUUAUUCAACAGAUAUUUCUGCACAAUCACUAAAAAAAUUAGCAUAACAGUAUCUCAAAAGGAGUAAGUGUGUGUCUAUAGAACACUGACAUUGGUCAAAUCCUGUAUCCUUUACUCAUCUAAGCAGUCCCAUUGACUUCAGUAGAACUACUCACCUGAGUAAGGCAAGCAGAAUUUGGCCUAUUGUCUUUUGUUCCUAUAUAGGGAAACACACACUAAGGACCAACUCCAAUAACUAAUCUCAUGGCCACUUUAAAUACGCUAUGAUGAUUCCUCAGUCUGAUGUUCUCACUUUUGAAGUUAAAGACCUACUUCAGCUUGGGUAACUGAUCGUUUCUGGUCACUUAGUCCGGUUUCACUGCAUUCACUUCUCAGCUGUACAAAACAUAGACUGUUUCCAGUUUGAAACAUUUUGUUGCAAAUGAAAAAUACUCCUGGUUAACAAUGCCUCAGUUAAUGCAAUGUGUGUGGCAUGAAGUUCAGGGCAUUGGGUCUGCACAUUUGCUUGAGCAUUGCUUUUGCUCGCUGAAGGGUUUAAAUGGCACUUAAGCAGGUCAUACACCUUGUGUGAGCUCUCCUGGGGGUGAAUUUCACCUUGUGUGAAUAGUGCUGUAAUGGAGAAAUAUCCUCAACCCUCAAAACUUUCCCUUACAGCAAAAAUAACCACUGUGCUGUUGGCAAAGCAGCCUUACAGGGCUAGUGUAUUUUAUAUAAAUAGAAAAUAAGUUCUGGGGAGCAUGAGCAAGAUCGAUGCAGUUAUGGGUAAAUUGUAUAUUUUUUAUGAACUUUUGAAGCACAGAAUCUUGUUCACAGAUAUGGGCGGGGGUUGUUGUAAAUAUGGUACACAUAAUACAGAUCCAGAUUUUGUUCUUGUUUUGUUUCAGUAGCUUUAUGAAAUGUGAAGCGAAUUGUUACCCUAAAUGUUGAGAGGUGACUGGGCUUUUCCUUACUGUAACAAAACAAAACUAUUUAAUACUUCAGCUAAAAGGCUGUCAGUUGUACGCUGAUUAUGGUGACUUCUAGUUAUUUAACCUGAUUGAACAUUUGAGUCUGUUUUAUUGUUCACAACACACGUUAGAAGCAAGCUGGCACUCUUAAGUCCAUUUGAACUAAAGACAACAACUUUUAACCGUGUUGGCCCUUUGGUUUUUGAUAUUAUAUGGUGAAAUAUACAUGGAGAUACCAUUUCCUAAACUUCAGAGGGAUAACCGUGUUAGUCUGAAUCCACAAAAACAACAAGGAGUCUGGUUGCACCUUAAAGACUAACAGGUUUAUUUGGGCAUAAGCUUUCGUGGGUAAAAAGCCACUUCUUCAGAUGCACGGAGUGAAAAUUUCCUUAUUUUGAAAUCUGAGGGCCCCUUCAGGAAAAUGAAACCAAGUCCAGUGUUUCCCUUCACCGUGAACAAAUUACUUCAGUUCCCUGUAUAGCAAAAGUCUCAUUCAUAAAAUGGUGAUCUGCACUCAGCUGUCUACUGAAAAUACUACACUGAUUUCAUACGUAGCACCUCCACUAACUGCAGUAGACAUUCUGCAUGUAGAACUGGCACAUGAAGAGAUUUCGAUCUCGCAGUCAGAGAUCAAAACUAUAUUAUAUAUGUAGGAUCAUGAAAAUCCUGAUUACCAAAACUCAUAUUUACUCUUCUUGGCUUUCUAGCAGAAUGGUACUACCGGUUAAUGGAAUUUUCACCAGACUGAAUCCAGCACGAAUCAGUAUUUGGUAAAUGAUUUGGAAGAUCUCUGUCCAUUUCUCAGUAGACAGGUAGCCACAACAUUAAAACCUAUCCACAACACAGCACUAGUUAGUAAAACUGUUUCCAGACUCAGAGAAUCUAAAACUACAUGGCCAGGAGUCACGGAGACUGAACUUUCUUCUCAGACCUAGAGAGGGUUUCUCUAGGACUGGUGUGAAGUAACAUUCGUGAGGCAGGCAUAGCUUGCUCCACCACUGAUCACGCUCUGUGGACAAAGGGGCUUCAGUCUCUAGGAUGCUAAACAUUCUCCCAAAACAGUACAGCCUUGUGCCACAUAUGCACACAGAAAGAAUCAGCAUGUUUUUAUCUAUUUACAGGGAGCUCAAAAGGUUUAAUGAAAGAUGUAGCUGAUUUGUCAGUACAACUUUAGAAACUGUAUUCAAGAAAGACAAGAAUAAUAAUUUCCUACACAAAUUCCACAUCUCUUUCAAAUGGACUUCAGAAUGUGACUGGCAUAAUUGAAUUAGUAACCUUGGAUCCAGAGAGCUUCUUCACGUCUAGUGCCAACUUCAAGGGGUUUUUAUAUAUAUAUAAAUAUAUAACCAGUCAUCAUUCUAAACUUUCGGCACCCAGUAUAGGCAAUCUGUCUCAUCCAUUCUCAUCACCAUUAGCUUCACCUCUGUAAGCUCUUAAAGUGAUGUUUAGACAUUUAUCAUUUCAAUUGCUUUUCUAUUGUUUUUUCAGUCAUCUGAUUUCUGCUGCAGAUUUUAGUGUCUUAUUGCACAGUUUUGAAGGAUUUUUGUGUCUUUCAAUGUCAAACUUUUUUCACUGAAUAAAUAAAAAUUGAGUCAAGAAAACGAAUGUUAAAGAAAAUCUGUUCUAUACAUGUCGAGUUAUUUUUUGGAGUACAAUAAAAAUGUGUUUGAUGCUA